GCGCAGCGACUGUGGACCAUGGUGGUGCAUCUUUGACCUUUUCCAAGAUGGGGAAGCGUGCUGCUUCGUCCUCAAAGGUGAACCGCAAGCAGAAGCAGAGGGAAGAAAAAGCUGAGGUCAAGGAAGAAGAUGAUGAGAUCGAGGAGGUUUCAAUGCAAGUGGUCCUAGCCAAGCAGGUUCCCGUCAAAGACGAGGGAAGGACAAAGCGGACCAAGGCAAAGAAACGAAGUGGACCCAAGGUACCGCACCUUCGAAAGCCAAAGUUGCCGCAAUUCGCCUUCGAAUGGUUCCGGCAGAAGACCAAAGUUGUUGAUGGGGAGGAGAGACCGGAGAAACCCCUGCCACAGCUGGUGAUGGAGUGGAAGAAUCUCACCGAAGAGGAGCGCGGACACUACAUCACCCUGGCUGAGGAAGAUCGUUUACGCUUCGAACAAGAGUACGAGGAGUGGCGGCAGAAAAAGGCGGCGCAGGGCAAGGCAGAGCCGGCCCUGCAGGACCUGUUGGAAAAGCGCCGCGCCACCUUGCAACGCUACCUAGCGCGAGCCGAAGGCCUUGAAGCCCCUCGGAAACCACGGGCGAAACGGGGUCAAGGUGCAGGAAGUCGAAAGAGGAACGUUCGACCACCUGAGGGUUUUCCAAAGAGGCCGGUGAAAUCGGCCUACGGUCUUUUCUGUUUGGAACAGCGUGCUGGAAUCACUGCUGAGGCGGAGACUCCCGAGGCCAAAGAGCAGCCAAAAGAGGGGGAAGGUGCUGCUGAUCCAGCAGAAGAUGCCAAGGUAGACCGUCCUGGGGUCUCCAAGUUGUUGGCCUUGCGCAAAGCAUGGUCCAAACUCUCAGACGAGGAGAAGAUGGACUAUGUGGUGCGCGCAGCAGAGGAUCAAGAGCGCUUCCGGAAAGAACUGGAGGUGUGGCGCCAGGAUCCAGCCAAUGAGGAGAUGGCGAAUCUCGACUUCGUCUUGGAGGAAAGCAAAGUAUCAAAGCCCAGUAGAAAGUUUCCCCGGCCGCGGGUAAAGAGGUCUGAACUCAUCGCCCGGCCGACGCGUCCGGAAAGUGGCAAUACAGAGAUCAUGUACGACAUCCUAACUGGCACCCAAAUCCUAGCUGCCCAGGGCGAGAAGAGCUGAAGAGUUGGAAGCUGGUGCUUUCUCUGAGAGCUUGGACCGACCGGAUUCCCGCGCGGUCCAAGACUUCGAGGCAUACUUCGAUGGAGCGUUUCAGAAAACGAGGGGAAGAUCACCAGAAAAAA
Molecule: messenger RNA, 1246 nt
Organism: Cladocopium goreaui
Lineage: Eukaryota; Dinophyceae; Suessiales; Symbiodiniaceae
Source: the annotation of a GenBank genome assembly